CUCCCGUUCGCUGUCUCACUAGCUGUGUGACACUCUUCCUGCUGUUUCUAAGGCACGAUUUGGAAGGAGAGAAAUCUGUCAUUGCAGUCUAUCUGCUAGAGGAAGUCACCAGCUCUGGGCUUUUGGACAGCAAAAUUAAACCUUUUAAGUAUACUUACUUAGUUCUGAGAAGACCAUGGAUUGGAUGUUCCACUAGGAGUGUAUUCAACAGUGCUGGAUGGUUGCAAUUAGGAGAAACAUUGCAGUAUCUGGAUGGAGUGCUAAAUGUGUGGAAUCAGAUCUGGACUUCAGAAACUUUAUGAGGAAAAAAUUGCUGAAUAUUUAUCAUAAGGUUAUUCCACGCCAAAGGACCUAACCAAUCAGAGGCUGGAGGAGCAGAUCCAGAUAGGGUGAAAGUCCAAGUUUAAACCAAACCAACCAGUAUAUCAUGAACAUACACUGAGGGGAUCUGUUUAUGGUGCAAAUGUGCCGUGUGUGUGCAUGAUGUGAUUGCCCUGGGAUCUCCUGGCGUCCUGUCAGGGGUGUAUUCCCUACUCACGCCCGGUGUCUCCCCCGUACUCUGCCCAGGAUAAAGCUGUUACAGAAGAUGAGUGAAUGAGUGUGCAAGGAUUUUCUCUUGGGCAAAAUGUCCGCAUGAAUUCCAAUACAAUAUAAUAUUUAUAUAAUAUAAUGUAACUAAUGUGUUUAUGUAUUGAAGUAUCAGGUGUGAAAACUCAAGACAAAGCCAGGAUGGAUGCCAAAAGGAAAGAGAUGGACCUUUUGAGCAACAGUAUUGCUGCCUUUGCUCACAUAAAAGAUAAUCCUGAGAAGUUGGGCCUCUACUUUGUCCUUGGAGUGUGUUUUGGCCUGGUGCUUACCCUCUGUCUGUUAGUAAUACGAAUUUCCUGCAAGCCUCGGACUACGACUGCGCCACCCACUCCAGAAAGAAAACAGCUGAAGGACUUUUGUGAAGAUGAUGAAGAUGAAGAUAGUGAUGAUGAUGAUGAGGAGGAGGAGGAGAAUGAGGACAAAGUAGGAGACGUGGAAGCUAUUACCCACUGCAGCACAGAGAUCCCCAUGGGCAACCACCACAGCACAUUGGAUGGAAAUGUGAAUGUGUUUACCUCAGCGGAGGAGCUGGAACGAGCCCAGCGCUUGGAGGAGAGAGAGAGGAUCAUCAGGGAGAUCUGGAGAAAUGGACAACCAGACAUCCUGGGCACAGGAACCGGCACCAUUGGAAGGGUGCAUUACUAUUAACACUCAUUAGAAUUGAAUGUGGUCCCAGUACAAGACUUUUAAAGAAAAUCUUGGACUCUAAUGUAUUUAGAGUGUUCAAGCCCACAUGUAGAACAGUGGCAAGCACACUUACUGCACAAGAGCAUACUUUGGUGCUAUGUUGUACAAUGAGACAGAUGUUGAGGAGAAUAUCCUAGUAGAGACGAUAGCUGUUUUUAAAUGCACUCAUAACAGUCACAUUCCCCUUAAAGGUUUUCAGGGUUGAGAAUCAGGUUUUGUACAAUAAUGUUAUCAUGUUAUCUAGUGGUCAGCCAUUUGCACCACUCCACUAGGCCCUUUUUUCUGAUUUUAUUUUUAUUUUAUACUUUUUGCCUUGUAAAUAGUGUUGUUAGUAUUAUGCAAAGUCUUAUAUUACAUUGGUAAAUUCUUAUAUCACAUCAGUACAUUUAUACUGACAUCAGAGCCCUAUCAUUGGCAUUACUUUUUGUUGUUCAACAUAUAUCUUUUUUUUUUUUUUUUUUUUUUUUUAAACUAAGCUUAGGCAAUUGGGUUUGUCAAGUAGUUUAUCGAGUGCCAAAUGUUCUAUCACUGGUGUUGCAUUUUAUUGCAUCAAAAGAUCAGACAUUGCUUAAGAUAAUAUUUUUAUAAGGGCUGAAAUCACAGUGUCCUCAUUGUGAACAGACCAAUAAACAUUCUUAAAUUAC
Messenger RNA from Pangasianodon hypophthalmus (striped catfish), 1919 nucleotides. It is a transcript of the gene eva1ba, whose product is annotated as eva-1 homolog Ba (C. elegans). The transcript is spliced from 4 exons. Lineage: Eukaryota; Metazoa; Chordata; Actinopteri; Siluriformes; Pangasiidae. The record is from RefSeq and is a predicted model, not a curated record. The coding region runs from base 679 to 1236 and encodes 185 amino acids.